Messenger RNA from Saccoglossus kowalevskii, 1104 nucleotides. RefSeq names its product adenosine deaminase 2-like. The record is from RefSeq and is a predicted model, not a curated record. Gene Ontology annotation, molecular function: adenosine deaminase activity. Lineage: Eukaryota; Metazoa; Hemichordata; Enteropneusta; Harrimaniidae. Gene Ontology annotation, biological process: inosine biosynthetic process; adenosine catabolic process.
AUGAUAACGGACGACCCCCAUACUGCAUACCCCAACCAGCAAAUCGUGUGGGAUUAUUUCAAUGCUUACUUUGCUGCUGUAGAUGGACUUGUGUUCUACGCAGAUGUAUUUAAGGAUUACUUCCGUCAAGGUCUGCAACAAUUUUAUGACGAUGGAAUACAGUUUAUGGAAGUGAGGGCGCUAUUGCAACCUACAUAUGAAUUGGAUGGUACAACAUAUAACAGUGAACAUACGUUAUUAGAAUAUGAGGCUGUCAACACUGAGUGGUUAAACGAUCAUCAACACGACUCAAUGGGAUCUAGAAUUAUAUUCACUUCUAUUAGGUCAUCCACUAAUGAAGUAAUAAACAACGUUAUUAAUUUAGCAAUGGAACUUCAUAGUAAGUACCCUAAUUUUAUGAAAGGAUUUGACCUUGUAUCUCAAGAAGAUGACGGCCAUCCCCUGAUAUAUUUUUUGGAAGAGCUAUUGAUACCGACGCAAGCAGGAAAAGAUUUGCCUUAUUACUUCCACGCAGGAGAGACAAAUUGGCAAGGCACUGAGACAGACGAGAAUCUGAUUGACGCCCUCAUGUUAAACUCAUCCAGGAUUGGUCAUGGUUACGCAGCAACGAAACAUCCCGAAGUGUUAUUGGAAUUAAAACAACGCGAUAUACCAUUGGAAGUUAACCCCAUAUCCAACCAAGUACUGAAACUCGUUGACGACUUACGAAACCAUCCAGCAAGUACUCUGCUAGCAGAUGGUUAUCCAAUCGUCGUUAGUUCCGAUGACCCUGCCACUUGGGGUUCCACUCCCUUGUCACAUGACUUCUAUGAGAUGUUCAUGGGAAUUGCCAGUGCUAAGGCUGAUCUGCGAUUAUUGAAACAACUUACAACAGACUCUAUCAAAUAUAGUACUCUGUUAGAAGAGGAGAAAGCUUCGUGCAUGGAUAUGUGGUCGACUGAAUGGGACAUAUUUUUAGACAAAGUGUUAGAAAUGUACAACAUAACUGACUGGGAGAAUUAUGUUCCUGCACCAACUGAGACGACAAUUACAGAUGGUGCAGCAAAGCUGUUGUGUCUCAACAUAACACCUAUUAUUCUGGCAAUAAUAAUGGUUAACACAUAA